This is a messenger RNA of Postia placenta MAD-698-R-SB12, 834 nucleotides long. RefSeq lists its product as hypothetical. NCBI's taxonomy places the organism in Eukaryota, Fungi, Basidiomycota, Agaricomycetes, Polyporales, Adustoporiaceae. Bases 1 to 834 code for a protein of 277 amino acids. The record is from RefSeq and is a predicted model, not a curated record. The transcript has 8 exons.
AUGGCCAAGAUUAUGACCAAGCAGGUCAUGCAAGGCUUAGUUCAAGAGCAAGAAGUAAGUGAGCAGCAGCUCGUGUUACUCGCCGCCUCAAAUGUCACGAUAAGUGGUAUCCGCCCUUCAUAUGAUAAGAAUGGGAACAGCUACCCCACGUGCGGUCUUACCUGUGCGGGAAAAUACAAGAUUGCCGCGAGAGGCAGCCAUGGUAGCGGUCUAGGGCACGGUACUGCUUGGCUGUGCGUCAUGAGUCGUUUGACUACUUCAAAACAGAACUUGCGGCGUCGUUCAUCGACUAUUCUAGAUAUGUCAUCGCUGCGCGUGUUAUUGUCGGGGCUCUGUUGUAUAUCUCACCUGCGGCAUGACCUGUCUCAAUACUCUCUGUUCUGGCGGGGGCGACAACACGAAAUGCAAUUAUUGCUACCGCCGGGCGAAACUGAGGCCUCACAAUCAGUGCGGGCAGACGUGCCGCGACGGGUCGCGUGUAAACUGCCUAAUGUUGAUCAUUCUACUGUUCUCAUGGUCGAAACGAAAUUCAACAACGCUUGGAAACCGCCAAAUACUGUCACCAAGCCACAAAUAAAGUAUGUGUACAAGAUCAUCGAGAGCGUGACGCUCACCAAGCCGUACGACGCUUACCGAUGUGUCUGGGGAAUGUGGGCCAGACGACGCUGUGUCAAGUCUUUUCCUUCGAGUUGCAACUCCGUCAAGAAGGGUUUAGGUGCAGAGUUGCGUGCCCAGUUGGCUGGUACUCCCUCGCGCAUACCACAUCGUCGUGAUGCCAAAUCGGCCAAGCGAAUAGAAAUUGGGGGUAUUCAUGGCAUUUCAAAUUGUGCGUGA